AUGCCGUCGGUGGACACCAGCUCGGACGCUGACGGAAAGUCAACGCCUAUUCAGGUCGCACGUGGCCUUUAUAACUUUCUGCGAGUGGUUGGCGGGACGAAUUACGAGCGGUCGGCGCUGGUAACAGAUUUAAGUAUUGGACUUGCGCUUCUGAUCCAACGCAAAGAACGGGAACGAGAGCAAGAGCGAGAAUCGUGGUUGGCAAGUCUCGAGAGAGAGCAAGUGCAGCUCGAGGCAGCGGAACUCAAGCGACUGCACCACUUUGCCCGACUAGCGCACGGUGCCUACAGCGCCAACGACGAGGAGCUCUUCAAGCAUACACCGGUGUACGCGAAGACGCUCUUGAAAGCGCGGUGGUCCAGCAGUCAAGAAGAGCCAGCCUAUUACAUUGCAAUCGACGAAGCCUUCCGUUCGAUCGUGCUAGCUAUCCGCGGAACCGAUACGUUCUCUGAUGUCUUCACGGAUUUGAGUUUACAUCCAACGCCGUUCCUGGGGGGCACUGCGCACGCUGGAAUGACCCGUGCUGCUCUGCGACUCUACGAUGAGGUCAGGGAAAUGUUGCGGACAGCGCGCACAAACUAUCCAGAGUACGACCUGGUUUUUACGGGGCAUUCGCUAGGUGGAGGCGUUGCCUCUAUCCUCACGAUGAAACUCUUAUGGGAAGACGAUCCGCUGCUCCGCCUCUUCGAACAGCACAACCGACCGAAGCUUCUUGCAUAUUCAUACGGAACGCCUGCCUGUGUAUCCCUCGAACUGGCGAGGAAAAUUCAGGGGAGUCCUCCCGACCUGCGAGACGCAUUGACCACCGUGGUGCUCGGAGACGAUCUCGUUCCACGGGCAUCCGCCGCGAGUAUGGAUCGUAUCGUGCGGGAGCUUGCUGCAUUUAACUGGCGAGAACAGAUCGCGAACGAGUUUAGCGAAUAUGUGAAUACGAGCAGCCUUGCGCGCUGGUCACAGCAUGUUAUCCGUUGGUCUAUCCCGCGGGACCAGGUGCAGCGCUUUGUCACUGAGAUCGGGCAACGGCUGAGCAAAGCAUCCUCGUCGAUCAAAGGUGCGCGCCUCGGAAAUACGUUUGGCCUUGUAGCAGCGGUAGCCGGCAGUGCCUCUGGCUGGAUGAACUGGUAUGGGAACCUUUUCCAGAAAGAGCAGCCGCAGGAGCGAGAAGCAGUGAAUAGGGCUGAACCUCGACUUGCCGAACCGGUAGCGCUUCCGCAGUUCUACCCGCCAGGCGGUUGCAUCUGGCACCUCCAUGAGGUGUCACUGCGAGCGGGGGAUCAGCGAGGGCUCCCUGAAGGCGCCGCCUCAGAACAUGGAAGGGUGCGCCAACAGCUCGUCCAAGACAUCUCGAAUAUUAGUCGUGAGGUAUGGAACGAAUUGCCGACGCUCAAGCAGCCCAACGAGUCUCCCGAGGCUCCCGGCAACGACUGGGAUCGCUCCAAUGCGCCCGAGGAUGCUGCUGAGAGCAUUGGUGCGGAGCCUCAGCGUCUACUGCUUCUCCGAACAUCACCAGACGCUUUUCAUGACAUCGUGCUCAGCCGUCGCUGCUUCAAUGAUCAUCUCAUGCGCAAUAUUCGGCGCGCACUGGCAAGACUCUAUGAACAGCAGUACAGGCAGCCACGGCUCGGCGAGCAUGGAUCCAGUUAA
Molecule: messenger RNA, 1644 nt
Organism: Cyanidioschyzon merolae strain 10D
Lineage: Eukaryota; Rhodophyta; Bangiophyceae; Cyanidiales; Cyanidiaceae
Exons: 1
Coding region: 1-1644 (547 amino acids)
Biological process (GO): lipid metabolic process
Source: RefSeq, a predicted model, not a curated record